UUCGGAUGUGAUGAUGGCAAUAAAGCACCCAGCGGACCGUUUUUUUCCAGACGAUCUUUUGGGUUCACUGCUGGAAUAGAGAUGACCGCCAACGGGUAGACGAGCAGAGUUUUCCUUGACUGAGUUUCACAUUUGACAUACUGACGAGACUUCCAUAACAACCUAUUCACUUUGUAAACCGCUGAGGAGCCAUUUCCUUCUGUUGUCUACAAGGCCUUGGGCCUCACUGGUCUAAAAGCAAUGGUACUUAUUCUGGGCAGAAGACUGAAUCGGGAGGACUCUGGAGUCCGUGAAUCCCCAGCAGUCAAGCGAAAGGUUCUGGAGAUGGACAACAAGUCCCUUAGCAAUCAUGAUGUGUUUGACUUCUCCUCCGGGCCGUGCCACUCCGAGAGCAUUCUGCAAAUGUUCAACGAGUUCCGUGAUGGCCGACUGUUCACCGACGUGGUGAUCAGCGUGGAGGGUCGCGAGUUCCCUUGUCACCGCGCCGUGUUGUCAGCUUGCAGUAGCUACUUCCGUGCAAUGUUCUGCAAUGACCACCGGGAGAGCCGUGAGAUGUUAGUAGAGAUUAACGGCAUCCGUGCCGAAGCCAUGGACACCUUCCUGCAAUACGUCUACACCGGACGUGCCCGCAUCACUACAGAUAAUGUGCAGUUCCUCUUCGAAACCUCCAGCCUUUUCCAGAUCAGCACUUUGCGUGAUGCCUGUGCCAAGUUCUUGGAAGAUCAGCUUGAUCCGUGCAACUGCCUGGGCAUUCAGCGUUUCGCUGAUGCGCACUCCCUCAAGCAACUGGCCAGCCGCUGCCGCUCUUAUGCACUACAGAGCUUUACCGAUGUGGCCCAGCAUGAAGAAUUCUUGGACUUGCGUAAGGAAGAACUGGAGGAGUACAUUGCUAGCGACGAGCUAGUCAUUGGAAAGGAGGAGACGGUGUUUGAGGCAGUCAUGCGUUGGGUGUACUAUGAUGUAGACCACCGCCGAAUCAUGCUUAGAGACCUUCUCAUCCACGUCCGCCUACCCCUGCUGCAUCCGAAUUAUUUCGUGCAGACAGUAGAAGGUGACCAGCUGAUCCAAAAUGCUCCAGAGUGCUAUCAGCUUCUACAUGAAGCCAGACGCUAUCAUGUGUUGGGCAACGAAAUGAUGUCACCUAGAACCCGUCCACGCAGGUCUACUGGAUUCUCAGAAGUCAUUGUGGUAGUCGGAGGGUGCGAGAGGAUGGGGGGUUUCAACCUUCCAUAUACUGAAUGCUACGAUCCUGUAACCGGGGAAUGGAAAUCCUUAGCCAAACUCCCAGAGUUUACCAAGUCAGAAUAUGCCGUGUGUGCCCUCAGGAAUGACAUUCUGGUCUCAGGUGGUAGAAUCAACAGCAGGGAUGUCUGGAUGUACAACUCCCAGCUCAACAUCUGGAUCAGGGUUGCCUCCUUGAACAAGGGCCGCUGGAGACACAAAAUGGCAGUUUUGUUGGGAAAGGUGUAUGCCGUUGGUGGAUACGACGGUCAGUCGCGACUAAGCAGCGUCGAAUGCUACGACUCUUUCUCAAACCGCUGGACAGAGGUGGCACCCAUGAAGGAGGCCGUCAGCUCGCCAGCCGUCGCCAGCUGUGUCAACAAGCUGUUUGUGAUUGGAGGAGGACCUGACGACAACACAUGCUCAGAUAAGGUUCAGUGUUAUGACCCGGAGUCUGACACGUGGUUGCUGAGGGCCAACAUCCCCAUUGCUAAGCGCUGCAUCACGGCCGUGUCACUGAACAAUCUCAUCUAUGUUUCUGGAGGCCUGACCAAAUCUAUCUACUGCUAUGACCCCACUGAAGAUUACUGGAUGCAUGUAGUUCACACGUUCAGCAAACAGGAAAGUUGCGGUAUGUCGGUAUGUAACGGAAAGAUCUUUAUCCUGGGUGGACGUGGUGAAAACGGCGAGGCGUCAGACACCAUCCUGUGCUACGACCCGUCCACCGGCAUCAUCACGGGCGUGGCCGCCAUGCCCCGCCCCAUUUCUUACCACGGCUGCGUCACCAUCCACCGCUACAAUGAGAAGUUCUACCACUCAUGACAUCAAAAAGCACACUCACACAGGGAGAUGGAUAAACUGAGCCUUGCUGUAGAUAAUGUAGCAUUACGAUAGGUAAGGUGAGUCCCAAACCCCUCAAGACCAGUCAGUUAAACUGACAACUACACAAUAACUCAUUUCAGUGUACAGUAUAAACAUUAAUGUACUCACCCUCAUGUCGAUCAAAACCCAUAUCACCUUUCUUCUAAACAAAACAAAAGAAGAUAUUUAGUGUCAGUACAAUGAAAGUCAAUGGGGUCCAAAACAAAAUUAGACCAACUGAUUUUCAUUAUGAUGUUUUUUAACAAUCUUCCUUCUACCAGCCUAAUAGACAAAUACAGAUUGUGUAUGAAUUUGCAUAUUUCCAAAUCCGUUACCCAAAUACUUCUAAACUGAUUGACAGCUGUUUCUUGAGCUGGUCUCUGCUUUCUUAACCUCACUUUGUUGAUUAAGCAUCUUUAAUUGUGAUUUGUUUUUUUGUUUUUUCAAUUCAUUACUAUUAUUGCAUUCUCUAUUAUAUUUUACUGUAUGGUGUAAGUGGUUGUUUUGAGUGGGUGAAUGAUGUGAUUAUUUGUGUCUGGUGGAUAAAGUGUUCUAAAAGUGUGUAUAUAAGUGUGUUUGAAAAAAUUCAGCUGGAUGUGUGUGUGAGAUAAACAGUAAAUGGUAAACGGUUCACAAAUAUCCAUCAGGCACCGAAAUUUAUUGCAUUUCUUUUAAUAUUUCUUUACGUAUGCAUGUAUGUAUUUGGGUGAUAUUAACUGUUUUCUGUAUUUUGUAGUAGAAAUUGCGGCUAUUGUGACAUUUAAUGAAAAAUUGUGUGUUUAUUGUGCUUUUAUAGUAAUGUCAUCCAUAGGGAGCGUUACUAUGUCGAUUAGCCUCUGUAUUAUUACUCCGUAUCAGUAAGUAACAUCUUGCAUAUCGUGUAGAAUACAAGCAGUGAUCUCUUGUUUAUAAGUUAAUCAUGUUAUGUUCUUUCACUUUUUUUUAAGUUAUUUAUUCUUUAUAGAUCUCUGAAAGCCCCAACAAGGCACUUAAGUCAAUAUAUCGCAGUGUCCCGGAUGUAAAUAUGAGUUUGAUGAUCCUUCUUCAGGUUUACUGUAUCAGUAAGUGUUUGCAAUGGUGAUGCAUCAGGCCAAAAGGCCAGUUCACACUUUAAGCUUCCAUAACACUCUCCCUUUUUCUGUUCUCACAAUAAUUUGAGCUCAGUAUUGGUGUGUACAGUGCAGUGACGUAGUAGCAAAAGAUUGUGUUUGUGCACCAGGAAGCAGUGAUGUCAACUCUGCUGCCUGCUUUUGGUUAGUAGGAUUGUUUCGUUUUUUAAGCUGCAAGACCAGAACAAUUGAGGAUACACAUUGUUCGUUUUACUCUGGGAAUUGUACAAUGCAAGACCCUGCACACAUUAUGCACAUGACACAACAUGGCCUUUCUGUAACCUUUUUUGAGUGUAGCUUUCUUGGUGUGUACUUUUAUGAAUGUACGUUUGUGUAAAUAACUGGUGUGAGUUUGAUGUCUUUUUGCUAUAUAGGCUUGUUUUUUUUUCUGAUAACUUUCAGUUGCUAAAAGCCAUAGACAGACUGAGUGUUUGGGUUUUUUUUUAAUUUUACAAAUGUUUCUUUUUGAAUGAGCCCUUAUACACUUUAAGGUAUUGAAUUAUCUGUGCAUGCCAAAAACUAUUUAACUAGUAUGUCAAAAAAAUUACUUGUUGUUAUGGCAAGGAUGCGCUAUAGCGCUAAUUAGUGAUGGUGUGCCAACUUGAGAAAAUAUUACUUAAGUGCAUUAAAAUAAAUUACUGUUUUUGAUACACAUUUGACAACUAGCCAAAGAUGUGUGAUUGGUCUUGUCUGUGUUAAUUCUAGUACAAUAUUGUAAAAGAAACCGCAAGCCUUUUGUGUCAAUUUUAUGUGUAAAACUGUCGCUAAAAUUUUCGGAGUAACUGAAAUGUACGAGUGCUUAAUGUGGUGUACAUGCAUACCUUUCUUCAAUAAAGCUAUUUUAGUAUGGA
Messenger RNA from Labeo rohita (rohu), 4042 nucleotides. It is a transcript of the gene klhl24b, whose product is annotated as kelch-like family member 24b. Bases 241 to 2043 code for a protein of 600 amino acids. Gene Ontology annotation, molecular function: protein binding. Lineage: Eukaryota; Metazoa; Chordata; Actinopteri; Cypriniformes; Cyprinidae. The transcript is spliced from 7 exons. The record is from RefSeq and is a predicted model, not a curated record.